AUGAAAAAAGCCGAAGCCUAUCAAUCGAUUAAAUUCUACUGUUUGUCCUCUGGGAUCUCCAACACUCGUGGUGAAACGGAUCCAACAGCCUUUUCAUGUCGACGACAUCAAGACCCAGCUAACCUUGCAUUGCGCUGUGAUCUUCCUAGUGGCUGCGGGCGAAAGUUCUACGCUCUUCCGUCCGCGGCUGGACGUCUGGUUACUCCGGUCCGCCAACGUAUAAAUCACAAGGGCCGAGCUGCUCGGCCUAGAGUCAAAAACGGGCGGAUACCAUAUCACGAGAGGGAGAAAAACGAGAACGAAAAGGGUAAAAAGCAGGGCGGCAAGAGCGACAGUAUCGAUAAUGGUAUUGGAGAUGCCUGGAACAGCGACCUCAGUGCUUGGGAUGGUGAUCGUGAGCUGCAAUAUGCCGUCUAUAGGGUUCGUCUUGGAGUUUGUGCGGUCAACGGCUCUGGCACCAGCCACGGCACCAUGCACUAA
Messenger RNA from Colletotrichum destructivum, 480 nucleotides. RefSeq lists its product as uncharacterized. The record is from RefSeq and is a predicted model, not a curated record. The coding region runs from base 1 to 480 and encodes 159 amino acids. The transcript is spliced from 3 exons. NCBI's taxonomy places the organism in Eukaryota, Fungi, Ascomycota, Sordariomycetes, Glomerellales, Glomerellaceae.